UAUAGUUUAGUACAAAAACUAAUACUAGUAGAAUUUUCAUAUAAAUAUGGAAGGAAUGCGCGAUAACCAGAAGAAAAGGUUUGCAGUUGUUGGUGUCUGUUACAUUCUUCUUAUCGCUGUGGUCCGAACCGAUGCGGUCGGUAUAACGCGCGGUGGCUUUGGAGGACCAGGAGAACAAAAUGGAAAAAUCUUUACCCCACAAAAGGAUGUUGAUAGUCUUUGUAAAUCAGACCCCGAAAAAUGUAACACGAAACUAGGAAGAUUAUUUAAGGGAACAAUGACAAUAAAAGAUACUAUAAAAAAAGCACUCAUUGAAGACGCUGGGGAGUUACAGAGACACAUAGACACUCGAGUUCUUUAUAAGGAAUUGGCAGUCGACAAAAGGUCGGAAGACGCUGUGCGAAUUUGCGACGAAGUAAUGGAUGAUGCUAUUGAUGGAGUUAAUAAAUCUGUUGGUGAAUUAGACACAGUAGAUUUCAAUAAGUUGAGUGACUUUGUUUUCGAUCUUCAAGUUUGGAUGACUGCUACACUUACAGAUCAACAAACAUGUUUGGAUACUUUUGAAAAAGUAAACAAAAAAGGUAGUCAGAGAUUGGCUGAGGUUAUGAACACUUCUAUGAGUUUAAGCAAAACUGCUAUUGACAUGCUUAAUUCUGUUUCCGAAGUACUUAAGGAUUUUGGUCAAACUCCAGUUGGUCUUCACACUCACAGGAGGCUUUUAUCCGAUGAACCCGAAAAACAUUUUGAUAGUUAUCCUACAUGGGUUAGUGAAGGACAAAGACGACUUCUUGCUGCUUCAAGUGUUAAGCCAGAUGCUGUUGUGGCGCAAGAUGGUAGUGGGCAGUUUAAAACCGUUGCCGAAGCUCUUAAGACUGUUCCGCCAAAUAAUGCAAAACCUUUUAUCAUUUAUGUUAAGGCGGGUACUUAUAAAGAGGUUGUUAUUAUUCCUCUAAAGAUGGAUUAUGUUACCAUCAUAGGUGAUGGUCCUACAAAAACCAGAUUCACUGGUAGCCUCAAUUUCGCUGAUGGCGUCCUAACUUAUGACAGUGCAACUUUCGGUGUGAAUGGUGCAAACUUCGUGGGAAAGGAUAUAGGCAUUGAAAACACAGCGGGACCAGCUAAACAGCAAGCUGUGGCACUGAGAGUUUCAGGAGAUAUGGCAGUAUUCUACAACUGUCAAAUAGAUGGUUACCAAGACACACUCUUCGCCCUAGCCCUACGGCAAUUCUACCGUGAUUGUACCAUCUCUGGUACAAUCGACUUCAUCUUCGGGGACCCCUUUGCAGUUUUCCAAAACUGCAAAAUUGUAGUUAGAAAACCAUUACUAGGCCAAGCAUGUUUAGUAACAGCUGGUGGAAGACUCUCAGCGAGCACUCAAACUGCACUUGUUUUCCAAAGUUGUCAUUUCACGGGUGAACCUGCAUUAGCAUCAGUGACACCCAAAAUAUCUUUCCUAGGAAGACCAUGGAAACCAUACUCCAAAGUUGUGAUAAUGGACUCAGUUAUAGAUGAUGUCUUUCUCCCUGAAGGUUACCAAGCAUGGAUGGGAACUGAUUUUAUGGACACAGCUACUUUUUUGGAGUAUAACAAUAAAGGUCCUGGUGCUGACUUCAAAGCAAGAGUGAAGUGGCCUAAUGUUAAAGCUUUAACUGCGGUUGAGGCUGCUGCUUUUUACCCUGGCAAAUUUCUUCAAGUUUCUGGUACACCUUGGAUGACAAGUUCUGGGGUACCUUGUUCUCUUGGUCCUAUGAGUGGCGGUUCUGCCGGUUCUUCUGCUUCGUCUACUCCAAUUAUUGAGUCUGGGCCUUCUUCGUCUUCUCCAGCGUCUGCUCCAGUUACUGCGUCUGCACCUUCUUCGUCUUCUCCAGCGUCAGCUCCUUCUAAGUCUUCUCCAGUUACUGCGUCUGCACCUUCUUCGUCUUCUCCGGUUACUGCGUCUGCGCCUUCUAAGCCUUCUUAAUCUUCUUAAAUUUGGUUAACAAAGUUAAAGAUAAGAACAACACCAUGAGCGGUGUUGUAAAUAUUAGAUUGUAAAUAGUAAUUAUUUCUAUUAGUAAUGAGGCCCAUUAGUCAAAGCCCAUUAGGUUUUCUAUUCUCUCUUAUUUAAAGCAUGUAGAUGUAACAUGUAAGAAUCACUUUUUAAUAUAUCAGUAAAAUAUUUUACAACAUGGUAUCAAGAGCUCUCGAUUUU
Messenger RNA from Lathyrus oleraceus (garden pea), 2191 nucleotides. Its product is annotated as pectinesterase/pectinesterase inhibitor. Gene Ontology annotation, biological process: cell wall modification. Bases 47 to 1960 code for a protein of 637 amino acids. Lineage: Eukaryota; Viridiplantae; Streptophyta; Magnoliopsida; Fabales; Fabaceae. Gene Ontology annotation, molecular function: enzyme inhibitor activity; pectinesterase activity. The transcript has 2 exons. The record is from RefSeq and is a predicted model, not a curated record.